AGGUUCAGCAGCGUUUUCCCCAGCCUGAGCAUGGCAGUGAAGCGCCGGGAGCAGACGCUGCAGGAGUACAAACGCCUCCAGUCCCGGCUGGAGAAAUACGAGGAGAAAGAGAAAACGGGGCCGGUCCUGGCCAAGCUGCACCAGGCCCGGGAGGAGCUGCGCCCCGUCAAGGAGGAUUUUGAAGCCAAGAACAAGCAGCUGCUGGAGGAGAUGCCCAAGUUCUACAGCAGCCGCAUCGACUACUUCAAACCCAGCUUCGAGUCGCUGGUGCGGGCACAGGUGAGGCCCUGUCCCCUCCUGCUGCCCGUCUGCUGUCCUGUCCUGCCUGUGUUUAUCCAUGGCUUUGUCCACCUGCAAUGCCCUCUCCUUGGAUCUGGAGUCCUGAGCUCAGGGCGUGGGUAGGUCUGAGGUGUUCGGGCUCAUCUGAAGGGUCUGAGUGUAGAAGAGCUCCUGGGACAUCUCCACACCAAAGGUUUUCAGGAAGAGGUGCCCUGAAUAACCGACAGCUUUCCUUUCCAUCCUCCUCCUCCCCCCUGCCUUCCCCAUCCCCUUAGGCCGCAGAGGGGCAGGGUUGGGAUCUCACCAACUUUGAGAAUGCCUGGCACCCCGUGCCAGGGUGACCCCGCACUGGGAGGAGAGCGGAACCGGGCACUGCCCACG
This is a messenger RNA of Ficedula albicollis (Collared flycatcher), 660 nucleotides long. Its product is annotated as bridging integrator 3-like. The annotation marks the transcript as partial. NCBI's taxonomy places the organism in Eukaryota, Metazoa, Chordata, Aves, Passeriformes, Muscicapidae. Gene Ontology annotation, molecular function: lipid binding; protein binding. The transcript has 2 exons. The record is from RefSeq and is a predicted model, not a curated record. Gene Ontology annotation, cellular component: cytoplasm; actin cortical patch. Gene Ontology annotation, biological process: plasma membrane tubulation; endocytosis; actin cortical patch localization.